This is a messenger RNA of Pygocentrus nattereri (red-bellied piranha), 1232 nucleotides long. RefSeq names its product Jupiter microtubule associated homolog 1a (gene jpt1a). Gene Ontology annotation, cellular component: nucleus. The record is from RefSeq and is a predicted model, not a curated record. NCBI's taxonomy places the organism in Eukaryota, Metazoa, Chordata, Actinopteri, Characiformes, Serrasalmidae. The transcript is spliced from 5 exons. Bases 140 to 610 code for a protein of 156 amino acids.
GGAGGGAAACCCCUCUGUCUGAGCAGGUGGAGUUCUAAGCGUUAGCAUGAGGCUCUGAAGCUGUACAGCAGCAUCGAUUAAUCAUAAUAAAUAAAGAUCGCUUCUUUAUAAGGAACGGAUUCAACUUAACGCUUUAAAAAUGACCACCACCACCACUUUCCAAGGCAUGGACCCGGAGGCCAAGAGCAGCUCCAGAGUGUUGCGUCCACCUGGCGGCGGCUCAAACAUCAGCUUUGGCUCCGAUGAGGACAAGCCUGCUGUCCGCAAGGAUAAAAUGGCUUCCAGUAUCUUUGCGGAGCCAGAGGACCCUCACGCUCAUCGACGGAACAACCCACCAGGUGGGAAGCCCACAGGUGUGCUGUGUGGAGAGCCUUCAGCUCCUCUGAGGAGGUGUGCACCUCCGUCUGCCAAUCAAAACAUGCUGGACGAGCCUUCAUCUGCGAAUGGUGACAACAACACAGUGAGUGCUGAGAGCACAGAUGGCGUGGAGGCUGGUCAGGAGCAGGUGGAGCCGGCUGCGCCCCCAGCCCCAGGCGAAAUGGCUGCGGCAGGGGUCCCAUCCGGCCGCAGGAAUCCUCCCGGAGGAAAAUCCUCCCUCAUCCUGGGCUGAACAACGUUGUCCUCCAGCGCCUAGCAUCCAGAGCCAUGUUCACAAAGUAUCUCUCAGCACUGUUCCUGGGUCAGCUUUGCCUUCUCAGUCCACCAUGACCAAACCCAGCGUGAGUGGGGGUGGAUCCCAGUUUGAUCCUCUUAUGCAGAUACUUUGUAAAUACAGGCCAAAAUCCUGUUUGCCAACAAUGUUAUCUUGUUCUAUGUUUUUUUUUUUCCCUUUUUAUAUCACCUUGAAAGUAUUGUUUGCUGCAUUUGUGCAAGUCUGAGCAAAUCCUUCCACUUCCCAAUCUCUCUUCCUCACUGGUUUGGUUUCUGGGGUAGUGGUCUGGACUGAAGAUCAGAUUAAGCCUGAUGGUCAUGAGAUAAGUGGUUUCACUGACAAUAGUGGGGGAUUUUUUCAUUGAAAACUUAAUUCUUCAUUGAGAAUUUCAUCUGAAGUAUGCCGUGUUUGUAAUUGAGAGCGCUUGUCAGACGGUGCAGUUGAAUGUCUAUAGACCCCUAAAGCCUGCUGUGGAAGGAGUGUGAAUUGUUAUUGUUCGUUCUGUCCCUUGGUGUAAAUGGAUUUAAAAAUGUUUGUGUUAUGAAUUUCUAAGUACAAUAAACUAUUGUUAUGAAGCUUG